AUGUCCCGGGAGUGCGGGGGCACCGUCGGCAGGUGCCACGCGAAGCCAGCCGACCGCGUUCGUGGCGGAGUGUGCCAGCGAUGCCUGGACAAGUCAGCGGCUCACAUCCAGGCGUGGGCACGUGGCCGCAGGGACAGGAGGCGCGUGGCGGGCAUGAGGAGGCACAAGCGGCACCUCGACAGGAUGGCCCGGCGCAUCCAGCGCUGGGUGGGCACGUGGUCGUCCAUUGUUUUGCUGAGGCAGCGGCGGGGCUCGCAGCGCGCGGAGGCCGCCGCGGCCGCCGCCGCGACCUCCAUCCAGAAG
Prorocentrum cordatum is the source of this 303-nucleotide messenger RNA. The record is from the annotation of a GenBank genome assembly. NCBI's taxonomy places the organism in Eukaryota, Dinophyceae, Prorocentrales, Prorocentraceae.